CGGGGCUCGGCAGACCAUGGCCUUGGGUCACCUGGACGCAGGUGCCCAAGGACCGCGGCUCGGGGCGCUGAGCGUGGCGCGAAGCCGGGAACCACGCCUCCGACCCUUGGGGGCCGCUAAAAUCUCGGGCUUCUGGCCGGGUCUAGGGGCUUUGCCCCGGUGCAGCUAGCGGGACGCUAACUUCGCUUUUCGCCCGGGAUUUCGCAGCACAAGCAGCACGGAGGUUGUGUAACUGCCGGGGCCGAGGGUAUAGUGUGUGUGUGUGUGUGUGUGUGUGUGUUUGUGUGUUUGUGUGUCUCGGCGCGCCGAUGAGGACGACACCGGGGCGGGGCAGGGGGCUUUGGAUUUGUUCCCUCCAACUCCAUCAACUUCUUCCUUCCGACUCCAGCAGGCAGAGCCGCCUCACAUCCUUCCCGGGAUCCCACCCCGGAACGCCCUGGCCACUCGGACCUCUGCAAUCGCGUGUGGGCUGGCUGCCUUUUCCCUGGCCGUCCGCACCCUGCCUCGAUUUUUGUUACUAUUCCUUGCUUGUCAUUCUGAACUAGUAUGAAAAGCCCCGUCCGAAAUUACUGGCCUCACCAGUGCCCGGGUCAGCGUGUUCAGAUGCUGUUUUCCCAGGGGUUCCGUGAGCCUGCUCUAGCCGGCCCUCUUCCCCUUGGGAGCAUCUAGGUCAGGUGCCCCGGUUGAUUCUCUUUUUCUUGGCUAAUGCGUGCAAUCGCAGCUCUUUUGCCCGCGGUGCGUUUCUCUGCUGCCUGUUCCCCGACCUUUCAGGAGCGUCCUUCCACAGUGAUCCAUCUGCAUCCGCAGCUGUCUUUGCUUUUGUGCAUUUGAACAUGUUGUUAGGUUGCCCAUCUGCUCCUGAUUCUUCCAUUGUGGUUAUCGCUGGGGAUUAACUUAUUCUGAACAUUAAAAAUGCAAUCCAGUUUUGAAGAGUAAGUCAAAGGUGGCUGAGAACUAAAUCCAGUGACCAGUCUUAAAGUGUGCGUUGCACGGUCCCUGCUGAACUUGGAUACUCUGAACCAACACCAAUCACGGUGGGAAAUACCCAUGUAUUUUCCUUUAGGUUACUGAUGCCAGAAACUAUUUAGUGCCUAGAAAAUUCGAGAAAAAAAAUUUUUCCCUUUACCUCUCAAAAGUGACAAAAAUGAAAAUGCUGAAUGAUUUUGCGCAGAAAAUAUUCAGUACCAGUCUCACCACGGGAGCUUUUAAAGACUAGAGCCCUGACCGAAAGGUGUGAGUGAACUGUGAUAUUUCAUCUAGACUGUGGAGCUCUACAAAAAUUAGGUUUAUUUUCUUUAAACACUAAAGACCUUUCUGUUUACUCAGCAGAUAUUUUUAUCCUGCACCUGUCACAUUCUGGGACUGUUGGACCACAGUUAACAACACACACAAAUCCUGUCCUCAGAAAGCUUGCAUUUUUAACUUAACAGACUGUCUUUGUUGGACAUCUGUUAAUGGUUUACAUUCAGAGAUCUCAGGUAUGUGACAUAAAAAUGCUCCCUCUGACGAGCGUUUUUAUUCAGAACCUGAUCGUCAUACAUGUAUGACCACAUUUAAGACCUAUUUAAGAAUUAGGAAAGGACAUUCUCAAUGUAGUUGUUAAAAAAAGACAAGUUCUUCAGAUUACUGAAAAGUGACACUAGAAAAAAAAGGAGAGCUGCUUUUUCCAAGGGGGGAAAAGUGUUUAGAUGUUAAAUAUUUCAGGUAUUUCGGGGCAAAGAUAGUGGAGGGAGGAGCAUGAGCUUAACUUAAAGAAGUUUUGUGAAAACACAAAAUCCAUCAAAACCAGCGGUUCUUAACUUUUCUCUGGGAGACAGAUCCUUUUAAGAAGCUGAUCAAAGCUGUGGACUGUCUCUGCUUCAAAAAUGCAUCCAUGUGAUGUGGAGUCAGGUGCCACAGCGUAAGUCCUGAGACACACAUGUUGUUAGGUGCUCUUUAUCAAUGUGUGAACAUCCUACAGCCUACUUAGACUAAGGGGGCUAUGAUGUCACUAGCCCAUGUAAACCAUCAUGGUACAUGUGGUCUGUCGUUGAUGGAAACAUCAUGUAGUGUGUGCUUGUAUGUAUUAAUAUAUACUGUGUGUGUGUAUGCAUUUUACUAUCAUUUCAAGAGAGUCAGUUUUCCUGAAGACCAAUCUCUGGACCCCCCAAUGACCUCAGAUUAAGAACACCUACUGUCAUCUGGUCUUCAUUACAAAGUCGGCUUUUUGAAGUUAAAUAUAGGCAACAUAAUACUUCACUAUAAAAUAUGCCCAUUUAUGUUUAUGAAAAGGAGUAUUCAGUUUUGAAUAAACUGUUAAUAUUACAGAUCCUGUUGCAUUGUCCUUUAUGGCAUAGAAUAGCUUAUGUGUAAGGAUUCGCUCUCAUUUUUUGGUGGAUCUUACACCCGAUGACACGAUUCUGCAUGCGUGGAACUGUUGAGACAGGAGAGCAAACACAACCUCAGGAAUUGAUGCGAAUAGGGAAGAGAGUAUUUUGUCUAAAAUGCAUCCAUGUCAGCAGCUGAGAGGCAGUUAUGGGACUUCAUGACAUUCUUUGUGUUUGGAGAUGAAACAAAGCUAUUAAGUGGGAGCAUUUGAAUAAAUUAUUAGUUUUAUCGUUACUGUCACUAGGGCACUGGGCCUAAAAAGAUGAUAAAUGUUAGCGUUUAAGUUUCAGUGUAGUCUCUUUAAUUCUAGCUUUGGAAUGUAAUCACAGCUCCAUGGAAAUAUAAGCAUUACCUAAAUUUCUAAUUAAUUUAAAAAUAUUUUGGUGCAGGGCAUGGGUAUAUAGGAAGAUCUUUCCAUCGAGUGACGCUUACUCAUAGAUAAUACUUUGGAUGAGGGGGUGUGUGAACAGUUAAAAGAGUUCUAGCAAAAACUUGGAAAAUGUAUUUACUCAGUGCUUUUUAGUGAAGGCAUGCUAGAGUUCAAUUCAGUUUUCUUUUAUUUCCAAAUGAUCUUAUACUUACUUAGUCUCUAACAAACUAUCUAGGAGUAAGGGAAAAUUAGGAAGGAAAGAUCAAAGGAGAAAGGGCCAGGAUAUAAAUGUGAGGUUAUAUGUUUAUGCAUUAUGUCUAGAUGAUGAAAGAUUUUUGUCUAGAGUGCAAGGAUGGCUGUACGUAUGUGUAGGUGAUACCAUAAUUAGCUUCAAAAUCUUUGUCGUUUUGGUAACAGUGAAGGAAGUGUUAAUAAGACAAAGUUUUGAAUGUUAAGGUCUGACUAUGUAACAAACAGUGUAUUAUGGAAAUAGUACUAACAUUUUCAUGAAAGCAGCCUCCUAAGGCCUCCUACUUGUUCAGCGGGCAGUGCUCUUUGAUCGCAUGGUUCCUCCUCCAUGAGGAAUGUGAGUCAAUGUGACUGUUUCUAAAGUGCCUACUUGAGUUCUCUGGGAUAGAAAAUGUAGCAUUUCUAUGUGUAUGGCAUAAUAUAUAGUGAAAAUCUGGAGAACAUGUGUGAUUUAAAGGUUGGCAAAUGGAUAUUAAAGCUGUCUUGAGUAGUGAUCGGUAAGAAUAUAUAUAAUUCAAAAUACACCCUCCCCUCCCAUGGUAGAUAAUACUAAUACUCAGAGUUGAGGUCAGCAUGAAAUUUGGCCGUGACAUGCAACUUUAUUACAGUGUUUCUCUCUCUCUCUCUCUCUCUUUCUCUCCCUUCCCCGUGUGUGUGUGUGUGUGUGUGUGUGUGUGUGUGUAAUGGGGCAGCAGAAAACCUAAUUUGGGGGUAGCAGCACUAUUUCCCUUUCCUUCUGAAUGCAGUGUCUACGUGGCUUCUGUCAAAGUUUUUGAUAGUGUGUUUCUGAUAUGUUCCAAGCAGGUGUUAAAGUGUCAGUAACUAAAGAAAUAUGUAAGAUGCAUUUUAGAAAUUAUUUGAAAAUCUGAAAAUGCCAAGCAUGGAAAAAGAUCAAAGAACUCUUAUCAAAUAAGGUCAUACACCACGUAUUCAAAAUUGGUUUCAAUUGCCACUUUCAACCACAUUAAAAUAGUUGAAAGUAUUGAGAUCUUGACAUGGUUACCCUGUUUUGAAGGAAAGUGAAGUACAUUAAAAGUAUACAGUGUGCAUAUGGGAUAUUCAUUCUAGAAACUGAUAAUUUACAGGUAAGACGUGAGGAAGCUAGUGGGUCAGGCACCCUUUUUUAGGAAUUCCUUCAGUCUCUCCUCUGAAGAGAAGAGGAUUUUCAUGAGUGGCCUUUUGUGGGAAGGGAGGUGACAUCCAGUGACUUCAUUGGGAGUUUGGUUUGUGCUGGAAAGUUGUAGAACAGCAGUCAUUUGUUCAGCCGGAACUGGCUUUGACUGCUUCCCUUACAAAGUUACAACCAAGUGUUAGCCGGCAUUCUGGGAGUCAGGAAGAACAGAACUGGCUGGGAGGUUUAACCUCCAUAAGUAACAGAAUACUUCUACUGGGAGGUGUUCGUUGCCCUGCAUUUGGAUGUGCAACUGAUCUAAAGUAUCUUUAAGCAGUCAGGGUUUGAACCAAGGAGUGGGAAAUUUAGUUCUGUACACAGUAGGCCCCAGGCGCGGGUGGAUUCUGGAGAAUGUCACUGUGUGAGUGGAAAGUACGGGAUCGCUGACACACUGACUAACGUUGCAAGGUAUGGGAACGCAAAUACAGCGGCACAAUAGGAAUCAUGGUUUUGACACAGGCUCUGGUUUGUGGUUUUGGGCCUCAGUUUCUUUACAUUAAAAGAGAGGCUUAAACUAAGCCUGUUCUUUCAGAAAAACCCCAUUUAACACAUGUCCUUGUCUACACAGUCAAAUCAUUGGAUUUGUUGGUGGCCAAAUAGCUAGGUGGGGAUGAAGGCCACUAAUUUUUAGUAAUUUUUCUCUUCCAUGAAUUCCCAAUAGUAUCUCUGCAGAUACAGAAUUGCAUAUUUAUAAAAGCCAUAAGGGCUCUUAAGGUUCAUGUCGCUUAACUCCCUUCUUUCCUGGGGAUGACAGCUGAGGCUGGAGGAGUCGCCUCCAGGUUCAUAGUACAUGGUGGGCAUCUCCUGUCUUUGCAGAUGUAAACAGCACCUUUUACAACUUUUUGAAUUUAAUCCACAACUUGAUGCACAGUAUUGGGAUUGCAUUCUGUGUCAUAAAACCUCUGAAAAUGCCAGCCGUAACACAGAAAUCCAGUUAUGGUUCUCUAAGAUUGCACUUCAACGUAGAAUGUCAGCUUGGAGAAACCUUAAAGGUCAUUUCAGUUGACUUUAAGGUCAACUGAAAAAAAGACGAAAAGGAAAGGGGCGGCGGGGUGGCUGACCGGGACAUAGACGAAUAGACGUGCUGAAGCGGUGGAAUGUUUUAUGCAGGCGGAGACCCCACAGUCUGGGAGGCACUUUCGGGCUCUGUUUAAAAACACAGCUAACACCAGCUGGGAGCUCUCUUGAGAUGACACAAGGACUCCGUCAUGUUAGCAUCUUCUCCCCCCAGUCCUCCCACACCUUGCAAGGGUUCGUCGGCGUUGAGCUUGCACAGCCCACAGCGAGGCCGCUCUCCCCAGGGCCCGCUGAACCAGCUCGCUUGGCGCGAGGCGGAGAGCAGGGGCUGCAGCCGGCCGACGCAGUUUCCUCCUCUCCGGGCCGGGGUAGGGAGUGGCUCUCCCGGGACUUGGAGUGUUGCUGGUGCCCCCGGCACUGGUGUUCGCAGGUUUCCAGCGCCGGGUUUCCCUGCAGGCGGUGUCGGAGUUGCAGAGGAUGGCCGGGGCCGGCGGCCAGCACCACCCUCCGGGCGCCGCGGGAGGAGCAGCCGCCGCGGCCAGCGCCGCGGUCACCCCGGCCGCUGCGUCGGCGGCGCCGGGAGAGGACUCGUCCGACAGCGAAGCGGAGCAGGAAGGACCUCAGAAACUGAUUCGCAAAGUGUCCACUUCGGGGCAGCUCCGCACCAAGACGAGUAUUAAAGAGGGACAACUACUGAAGCAGACCAGUUCUUUCCAAAGGUGGAAAAAACGAUACUUCAAACUCCGAGGCCGCACGCUUUAUUACGCAAAGGACUCGAAGUCUCUCAUAUUUGAUGAAGUUGACCUCUCCGAUGCCAGCGUGGCUGAAGCAAGCACAAAAAAUGCCAACAACAGCUUCACGAUAAUCACUCCCUUUCGAAGGCUAAUGCUUUGUGCUGAGAACAGAAAGGAGAUGGAGGACUGGAUCAGCUCACUGAAGUCUGUACAGACCAGAGAAUCUUAUGAGGUGGCCCAGUUCAAUGUGGAACAUUUCUCAGGGAUGCAUAACUGGUAUGCCUGCUCCCACGCCCGCCCCACCUUCUGUAACGUGUGCAGAGAGAGUCUUUCUGGAGUCACCUCCCAUGGCCUGUCCUGUGAAGUGUGUAAAUUUAAGGCUCACAAAAGAUGUGCUGUGAGGGCCAUGAACAACUGCAAGUGGACCACACUGGCCUCCAUCGGGAAGGACAUCAUAGAAGAUGAAGACGGAAUCGCUAUGCCUCACCAGUGGCUGGAAGGCAACCUGCCCGUGAGCGCCAAGUGUGCCGUGUGUGACAAGACGUGUGGCAGCGUGCUCCGUCUUCAGGAUUGGAGGUGUCUUUGGUGUAGAGCAAUGGUACACACUGCCUGCAAAGAUUCAUACCACCUUGUAUGUCCACUUGGCCAAUGUAAAGUCUCUAUCAUACCUCCAAUUGCACUAAACAGCACCGAUUCUGAUGGUUUCUGUAGAGCAACAUUUUCAUUCUGUGUUAGUCCUCUCUUGGUUUUUGUCAAUUCUAAGAGUGGGGAUAAUCAGGGAGUAAAGUUCCUUCGCCGUUUUAAACAGUUGCUAAAUCCGGCUCAGGUGUUUGAUUUAAUGAAUGGAGGUCCUCAUUUAGGUUUAAGAUUAUUUCAGAAGUUUGACAAUUUCCGGAUUCUUGUAUGUGGAGGAGAUGGAAGUGUAGGAUGGGUUUUGUCAGAAAUUGAUAAGCUCAACUUGAAUAAACAGUGUCAGCUGGGAGUAUUGCCUUUGGGUACGGGAAAUGACCUUGCUCGAGUGCUUGGCUGGGGAGCUUCAUACGAUGACGACACCCAACUUCCUCAGAUACUUGAGAAGCUGGAACGGGCCAGUACCAAAAUGUUGGACAGGUGGAGUAUAAUGACGUAUGAACUCAAAUUGCCACCAAAGGCUGCUCUACUUCCAGGACCUCCAGAAACAUCGGAAGAACUUUAUAUGACAAUUUAUGAAGACUCAGUUGCAAAUCAUCUUACGAAGAUCGUCAAUUCUGGUGAACAUGCAGUGGUCUUAUCAUCUACCAAGGUACUCUGUGAAACUAUAAGGGACUUCAUAGCCAAAAUAGAGAAGGCCUAUGACAAGACCUUGGAAAACACCGUGGUGGCCGAUACCCUGGCCAGUAAAUGUUCAUUCCUGAAUGAGAAGCUUGAGGAACUGCUGCAGGCCUUGCACACAGACUUCCAGGAGGCGCCUGCUGGCCCGGAUGUGAGCUCGGUCAUCGCGGAAGAGGACGUUGUGGAGUCCUCCAGUGAAGAAUCCUUGUGCGAAAGCAAGGAGCAGCUGGCGGAUGACGUCACGAAACCUUCCUCCCAGAAAUCUGGCAAACACAGGGAGAUAAUGCUGCGGGCAAACAGUUUAAAGAAAGCAGUGAGGCAAGUCAUUGAAGAAGCUGGAAAAGUUAUAGAAGAGCAGGCACCUCAGUCCUGUGAAGUGCUCAACCAGUCAUCUGAUUACGACAGUACAGAAACAGAUGAAUCUAAAGAAGAAUUAAGAGAUUAUGAUACAAAAGAGUUAGCUGUUAAAUCUGCAUGUCGGUCUCCAGAUGCCCGGACAAGUCGUGGCCCUUCCCAAGCUGAUUGUGUCUCCGGCCCAGCUGUGGCAGCCAGCAAAGAAAUUCUCCCUGUGCUCAACACCAGAAUCAUCUGCCCAGGUUUAAGGGCAGGACUGGCUGCCUCAAUUGCUGGGAGCUCUAUAAUCAACAAAAUGCUGCUAGCGAAUGUUGAUCCUUUCGGUGCGACGCCGUUUAUUGACCCAGAUUUAGAUUCACUAGAUGGAUAUUCAGAAAAAUGUGUCAUGAACAAUUACUUUGGGAUUGGAUUAGAUGCAAAAAUUUCAUUAGAAUUUAACAAUAAGAGAGAGGAACACCCUGAAAAAUGCAGGAGCCGAACUAAAAACUUGAUGUGGUACGGAGUCCUUGGCACCCGGGAGCUAUUGCAGAGAUCAUACAAGAAUUUAGAACAAAGGGUUCAGCUCGAGUGUGAUGGACAGUACAUUCCACUCCCCAGCUUGCAAGGCAUAGCGGUGUUGAACAUCCCCAGCUAUGCCGGAGGCACCAACUUCUGGGGCGGAACCAAAGAGGAUGAUAUAUUUGCUGCACCAUCAUUUGAUGACAAGAUCCUGGAAGUUGUGGCGAUAUUUGAUAGCAUGCAGAUGGCAGUCUCGAGGGUGAUUAAACUGCAGCAUCAUCGAAUAGCCCAGUGCCGCACUGUAAAAAUCACUAUUUUUGGCGAUGAAGGAGUCCCAGUGCAGGUGGAUGGUGAAGCUUGGGUUCAGCCUCCGGGGAUUAUCAAAAUUGUGCACAAAAACAGAGCUCAGAUGCUAACCAGGGACAGAGCCUUUGAAAGCACUCUAAAGUCUUGGGAAGAUAAACAGAAGUGUGAUUCUGGUAAACCAGUUCUUCGAACCCAUCUGUACAUCCAGCACGCCGUUGACUUGGCGACGGAAGAGGUGUCCCAGAUGCAGCUGUGUUCCCAGGCGGCCGAGGAGCUCAUUACAAGGAUAUGUGAUGCAGCCACAAUUCAUUGUCUUUUGGAGCAAGAACUGGCCCACGCUGUGAAUGCAUGCUCACAUGCACUGAAUAAGGCCAACCCAAGGUGCCCGGAGAGUCUUACCAGAGACACCGCAACUGAAAUAGCCAUCAAUGUGAAGGCACUGUAUAAUGAAACAGAAUCUUUGCUAGUUGGCAGAGUUCCUCUGCAGCUGGAGUCUCCACAUGAAGAGAGGGUGUCCAGUGCCCUACACUCUGUGGAGGUGGAGUUACAGAAACUAACCGAGAUCCCUUGGCUCUAUUAUAUUUUGCACCCAAAUGAGGAUGAGGAGCCCCCUAUGGAUUGUGCCAAAAGGAACAGUAGAAGCACGGUGUUCCGAAUAGUGCCGAAAUUUAAAAAGGAAAAGGUUCAGAAGCAGAAGGCCAGUUCACAGCCUGUUCAGAAAUGGGGCACAGAGGAAGUUGCUGCUUGGCUGGAUCUGCUCAAUUUGGGAGAGUACAAAGAAAUCUUCAUCCGCCAUGACAUCAGAGGGGCUGAACUUUUGCAUCUGGAAAGGCGAGAUCUUAAGGACCUGGGGAUACCGAAAGUGGGCCAUGUGAAGCGAAUUCUCCAGGGAAUUAAAGAGCUUGGCAGGAGCAUGCCUCAGGCUGAGGUGUAAACAUAUUGGUGCUAUUCCUUGGAAGUGAAGUCAUUGCUACAUAAUACAAAGUUCAUGGAAGCCACUGUCUGCUCUCAUAGUUUCCCGGUAGAUAAGUAAGCACCACUGAAGCACCUCCAUGGCUUGAUAUGUUGCUCUGGGUGACAAAUUUUGAUUUGAGGUAUUAGAAAAUAUUUUUGUGCCAAAACAUACAUUCCAUAAAGCCAUUUUCUUAUUGUGCAAAUCUGACACAUUCAAAUAUACUCACAAUUGUUAAAAAAAAAAAAAAAGGUAGGCUGAAUCUGAGAUGAGAUGAUUGCAUCCUCUAAUAGGCGGAGUGAAAUGUUUACUUUCCUCAGAUCUGGUCUGAUAAAAUGUUCUGGCUGAGCAACCGCAUGUAACAGUAUGUGGCUGAAACUUCUUAGGUCUCAUUUUGGAGGCACCGGCUUCUUCCUUCAAAUCAUUGCUUAGGAGACAAGAUGUAAAUUAAGUUGUGUUUGAAUGUUGGAUUGGUAUCAACUUGGUCGGGUUCCUAGCAUUCAGUGUUCAGAAGGGUAUGGUUAAAACCAUCAGAUGCUAUGAUGAAUGCAAAUCUUAAUGCACAGUGUUCCUACCUGAAUUGUCUUUCCUUUUCCCGCAUGUCACAUCUGAUAUUGUAACACUAUAAUAGCUUUGAUGUCAGUUUUAAUGGAAUUUAAUUUAUUACUACCCAAGAACCUUUUAAUUGGCUAAGGGCACUGCACUUUUCUGUUCUUUCACAUGGAAGUUUGCAUAAAUGUUUCCAUACCUGAGACUUUGUGAACAUGUGUCUGUGCUGUAGCCAACAAAUGAUACACGUCAUGCAAGUCACUUGUACUUUGGCCUAUCAUAAACAGCAGGUGUGCACAUCAAGAAAAUUCUCUGGAUAGUUCCAUAAAAUCACAUGCUCCAUUGCCUGACAAAACUUAUUGCCACUUUGCAAACCAAAAUUUUUACAUUGUGUUCCCAUUUUUUCCUUUCAACUUGAUAAUGAUCAGAUAUUCUGUUUGGAUUUCUAAUAUGACAGACUAUUGACAUCCAGGAAUCCUCCAAGGUUUCAACUGCAUUUUGUAUUUCAACUGCAAUUUGUAUAUUGAUUCAUCACUAGACUCAUUCACUUGCUACAGUGACUGCUGACAUACACUUCCCAAAUGAAGACAUUUAAUUUUUUUUCUUCAGGGCUUUACAUUAUUAUUAUUAUUGUCUCACUUAUAUCUUUUAUCCAAUCUAAUAGAUAUAAUUUUCCUUUGCAUAAACCACUAUAAGUCAGUGUAGCACAUCAGAAUUCAAUACUAUAAUGACCAAAUCUCUGAAAGCCAAAGGCAAACAUAUCAAAAGGUCACAAAAAUAUCCUCAAAUAGGCUUUCUUUAGCCACUAUGUACCAAAAAAUUGAUUGUAAUAUUUUAAAUGUUGUGUAUAAGAGAAUUAAACAGGGUACUGACCCACUGGUGACAAUUUUUGUAAAGUAGCCUGCUAGGUGCUCAGUAGAUAAAUAUAUACACACAUAUCUCUAUAUACACAUAUGUGUAUAUAUACACAUACAUACACAUAUAUGUUUAUAUGUAUAUACACACAUAUGUACAUAUAAUCUUGAGAUAUAGUUUCAUUGCUAUUUUCUAGACAAUUAUUUGCCCAAUGUUUAAAGAGAAAUGUUAAUAGGAAAGUAUUUAAAAUAAACUAUUGUCAGACAUAUAUAAUUUAAUUAUCUCAAAGGAGGUGAACUGUUUGAUACUUUAUUCUUAUUUAUAACUUGGUUAUUUAACUACUAGUCAACUCAAAAAAUUUGAAUAUCUUAAAAAUAAAUGAACCUGGUGAGUUCCUGGCCAUGUAUGUCUGACUAUAGGAGUGUAUUUUACCUAUACUGUGGGUGAGUAGAAAAUUUUCAAGUAGUUUAAAAGAGUAGUACACUGUUCAGUGAUUUUAAUUUGAUACACAUUUCUGAAAUCAAAGCUUACCUUUCCCAGUCCCUUUUAUUGUUCCCACCCUGCACAGUGUCCUGCCCCUCUCAGUGCUUUCCUGUGAUGUCCAGAUAGGAGGUGCCAGAUUCCCAGAACUCUGCUGAGUUCAUAGAUCCCUGUUCAGCUCUACACUUCCACCCCUCACAAAAAAUAAAUAAAUAAAUAAAUAAAUAAAUAAAUAAAUAAAUAAAAAGGCAGGGACCUUAGAAUAAAGAAUGUAUUAGUAUUAAAUUCUUAUUUGAUUUUCUGUCCUUCAUUAAAAUACUCCUUUGCAAUAGAAAAGAUUCUUAAACUACUGCAUCUUUUGAAUUUAAGAGAACAUGUAAGUGCUUGAAUUAUUUUUGGUGUUUGAUGAUCUUUUUAGUCUUGAAAGAGCUUUUAUAUGUGCUAUAAAAUCUUACUGGAAUCCUGAAUCAGAAUUUUCUUGCAAAUGGAUUUGGGAUGAGGGAAAUCCUUUAACAUGACAAUUUGGAUAAUUUUUGUCAUUGUUAAAUGAGAGCAGUUUUUUCUGGAAGCUUUGUCCAUGGAUGGCUGUGUAAGACUCAAAUGACUCACUGGCACCUGUUUGCCAGCAUGGUGCCCUCAGAAACCUCCUUAGCAUUACAGAGACCAGCUUCUCAUCAUAGGUAGGGGUUACCAAAAAAGAAAGAAACAAAGAAGCAAAGAAAGGAGCCACCAUGAGCUUCUGCCUGGGAUCAGAUCGGAUCACAGCUCCAGGCCUUGCUGUAGUCCAUGCAGAAGUCAAGGUGAGAAGCUCAGUCUACAGCUGGUUGCCAGCUGUCACUGUCACCUCUUCUCCCUGGCAGGCUCCCCAACACUUGGAAGAUCAGCAUGCAGUGGGACAUCACAGCCAAAAUCUUAAUUUCCAUUUCAUUUUCCAGAGAAAGAACUUUCUUUUCAAGAAGGAAAGGGAAAGCGUCAUGCUUUUGUAAAAUUUUGGAGUACUUGGUGUUUCUCUUCUGAUCUUUCUUCAUCCCUUUCUGAGAGUCCUGGUUCUUCAUUUUCCAUUUUCCCACAUGUGCAGUACAGUGAUGGUCGCUCAGAUUCUCAUUGCCAUCUACUGUCCUUUCCCUUCCUGAUCCUCACUAUAAAAUGACCCUUUUUAUCUCUCCCUACCAUAAGUACACGUUGUGGGUCAUUCAGCCAAGUGGUAGGAAGAAAACAAUGUCAAGAAAUGAAUUUUGUAAUUUGUAUUUAUGAAAAGAACUUGCUAAAUAAUCUAAGCAAAUUGAUGGACUGGGUGACGUGAGGACUGCGGUAUACACUACUGUGGCUAAAAAGGAGGCCUGUAAAUGUCGACAUGCAUGCUGUCCGACAGCUACAGGUGGCCGUUUCAGUUUCAGGCUAAUUUAAUUAGAGGUUCUGUUUCUGCAUUGCGGUAUCCACAUUUCACGUGCUUAGUAAAACGGCAGUGGACUGUACAGUUGUAAACAUUUCCAUCACCUCAAAAAUUCUGUUGAACAAUACUGGUUAUGUCAUUGCUGCUCAAAGUGUGGUCUUUGUGCCACACUUGUAGAAAUGCAGAAUUUCAGGUCCACUUUAGACCUACUGAAUCCGAAUCUUCCUUGUAACAAGACGCCUCUGAGGAUUAGUAUUGACUUACAUCCAUUAUUAUCCCUCUUAGAUUCUGGGACUCUGAGGUCUGAGGUCUUCAAGAGUUCCCCAGAAUAGCUUGCUCCUCCAUCUGGUAUUUCUUCUUUGUCGUCUGGCUAAUCCCAGAAGUGAACUGAAACUCAUUAAUUACUCUAAAUGAUUUUCCUUUUAAUUCCUUAUUCCUAAUUCUAGUUCUAGAUGAGCUCUGUCUAUCCAGUGGUUGUAUUUUGGUAGCUAAAGUGGAAUACAGGAAAUUGGCCAACCCACAUAGCUGGCCUCUCUCCAAUCCCUCACUUUACAACUCAGUCAGUAGCAGACCACAUUUGCUCAGUUGGUUGCUCAUGUGGCAUGUUCAUUUUUGCACAACUUAAGUCACAGGGAACAUUUUAGAAGAAUGUGUACUGAGAUAAGUAAAGACCAGGCCAGUCUCUUAUUACAACACGUUCGUUUUCAUUUUCUCUUAUCAGUAGAUUAUCCUGCUGACAUAGCUCAUGCUUGAAGACACAUAACAGUACACACACAUUCAGUGAAUCACUAGGUAUGCAAAAAAAAGAGGCAAGAACCAAAAUGAUUUCAAGUAAAAUGAAUGUUGCAUUUAAGGCCUCAAAGAAGGUAUGUUUUUUUAGAUUGAGGACUGCUUUUCUUACAUGAGCUUAUCUUGAUUUCUCACAUGGUUAAUAAUUCCUUAAAAUAGUACACUAAAACUAGCAUAUUAUAUUCUUGAUCCCAAAAGUACAAAUUAUCUAUUUCUAUAAGCAGGUUUUUUUUUUCCCAAUGAUUUGUCAGGAAUCCUUCACUUACUAAUUUUUAUGUUUACCAAAACUUAAUGGCCUAGAGCAUGUUUAUCCAGCUUUGAUGAAUAAAGAGGGCACACUGUAUUCUUCAUGGAAGUUAUCUUUAAGAGGAAUCAUGGAAAGAAAUAUUCAUGCAAACCUAUGACUUAGAAAAUGUUAGGGGUUCCCUAUGAAUACCACUUCACAGUAACUGGUCUUUUUUCUCUGACUGGGCAGACAACGUAGAGGAGUCUCAUGUUCUAUGGGAUAUGACUCUCUUAAGGAUGUAGCUGUUAAUUAAGCUGUAAAAACAAUACAUAUCUCAGGCUUGAGGUCUUGGAUCUCGCCUCGCCUCAUCUCCACUGCAAUGAAUGCACCCUACAUCUUUCAGUGUUAAGUUGGGUAAGACAGCGAUUUUAGAGUUUGAUAAUCCAAGGGGCAGUUUUAAAACUUAAAAUUCUUCAAAUCAGCUGGAAUGACAAGCGAGUUGUGAAAAUUCCUCCAGUAGUAGAAAGUGUGGGCCAUGGAAUAGUUUCCCCCUCGGUUCCCACAUUAUAAGGCUGCCAGACUUCUUGCUGUCCUUUCGCUGCCCCAGGCCAGUGCCUCGGGGCCUAGAGCUUUGUCUGCUUUGGCAGCCCCAACCAGUGUCACAGUCUCUGGUCAGAGCAGUCAUAGGAUGCCUUUGCCAUGGGAAGCAUUCCCAGGCACACAACUAGAUGUACAAGGGGAUGAUUAUUGGCUUCCAUAAUAUGCAAAGCAUUCAUUUUCAAAAUCUUUACUAUUCUAUUUUUUUAUCAAGUUUGUUUAGAGACAUUCAUGUUAAAAAUACUAUAAAGAUUUAUCAUAGAGAACAGAAAGAUCAAAGACAGCUGGACUGUACUUAUUUGUAUAAUGCUGUUAUUUUCAGGAAAAGAAGUUUAACAAAGUAAAAUUAUGUAUUUAAUUCAGUAGCAAUGUUUAAGAUAGACCCCUAUAUUAUGUUAUGUAAGUGAAUAUAUUAAUUCUUGUUAUGUAACUAAGGUAAUCUAUUUACAUUAUUUAUUUACGCUCUUCAUUUUUUUUGUACUUCCAAGUUUUAAUUGGAAAAAAUAAAAGCCAACCAUUAAAAUGUUUUUAAAAAUCCACAUAAAAUGGUUCAUUUUAGCUGCACAUUAUUCAAUUUAUAGAGAGUCUGCAUAUUUAAUAGCAACUGCAUUCCAAGAGUAAAAUAACCAAGCCUGAAAUAACCAGGAGUUACUGUGUAGAUGCGUUUAAGUAGAGGAGUUUAAUACUCGGUUGAUAAUGCCACUAAAGUAAACCAAUGCAGUUAGAUAAAUAAGCUAAAAAGGAAAGAGAAUAUGUUUGUGGCCCUUGAUGUUUGAUUGCACUAUGAUUUCCCUCAGCAUAGCUGUAUUCUGAGUCGUAAGCUGAUAGAUAGCUACAGGUUACUUACAGUUCUGGUAACUGGUAACUAGUGCUGUGACAGGUUUGGUAUUGAAACAUUCCUUGUUUUGUGAGUUAUAUAUGUAUAUUGAAGAUGACUAGUGAAUUGGAGUAAUAUAUUUAUGUACAGUUGGGAAAAUAUGGUAAUUAUUUUCAAAUCUGCAAGUAACUUGUACCAGAUUUUUUUUCUUCCUCUUAAGUGAGAUAAAAGUCUUACUUUUGUGUAAAAUGUCUAUUUAUACAACAGAUCUCUCCUUUUACUGGUGUUAUUAAUUUUCAUAUUAAAAUUUUUCUUAUCUUUUUAUACCAAGAUAAUUAUCAUGCUGGUUAUUCAAGCUGCCAAGAUGUAUCUUAGUUUGCAGGAUUUUUGGCAGACAAAAUAUUUAAUAAAACGUAAAUAUAAGCUUUGUAUAUUUUGUGGCUUUAGGGACAAGAAUUUUCUCUUUGACUUUCUCUAUGUGAGGCAGUGCUGUUACCAGCAAAGUCAACAAUAUACAGUAUUAUCUGUAAUCAUUAGAAGAAGGUUUGCACUGGUUGUAUAAAUCAGUGCAUUUAUUUAUUAUGUUGUUGUUUCAUCUUUAUAGAAAAUGCAUAUUCUAGCUCUUUUCCUUUUUACUGCUGUUGCUUAGAGUGUAAUAACUCUUGUUAAUGAUUUACUUACUUAAAUACUUGAAGUACUCAUUUCUGCCAAACAGAUGCCCAACUUUUUUCUUGUUAAAAAAAAUAGAUAUUCUUUACCAUUGUAGAUACCUGAAUAGUAAUGGGACUUUGUUAAAAAAUAACUUUCAUGUUUGAAAUACAUAUCCAAGCAUAAAGCCAAAAGGAAAUCACCAAUAUUAACAAUUCAUUAUAGCCAAAAGACUUAUUGUACAAUAUUUUGCCAAUCUAUAAUAAUCAUAAAGUUAUGACUUCUUUCUGUGGUGAAUUUCAGUUUCUAGUAUGCAAGAGAUCUCAGUGAUUAUACUGCCAAUGUGACAUUCAAAUGAGCAUUAAGAAUCUUGAAUACCCUAAAAUAAUCAGAUACCCUCUAGCAAUCACUCUUGGUUCCAAUUUGUAUAUUUUUAAUCUAUGUUUGCAAUUGAUUCUGGGCUGCUUUACAGAUAGUAACCAGGAUAGAAAAUGGUUUUGUUUCUGUUAAGUAAAUCAUCGAUGAGAUUAUAAUCAUUUUGCAUUAUUUCUAUUCAAAUGUCUUUCCAACUCCACGAUUCAAAAAACUAAAAAAUUAAAACAUAAUAUCAACAUAUGACACAAAGUACAAUCACAUUUUCGCAUUAAAAAAUAAAAAGCUGUUCCAAUUUAAUGUGAAGUAAUGUGUAUACCAAAGAAAUCAUUUUGAUAAGUCCUAAAUUCAAGUGUCUUAUUCUACUUUCCAGUGUAAGCAGUAAUGAAUUGUGAGUUGAGAAUAAUAAGAGAUUGAGAAUUAAUUUGCUAUAAUUUGAAAGAUAUAGCAUUUUAUAUUGAUUUUACUGUUUCACAAGCAAUUAUUGAGGUCAGGAAAUAUAUAAGAAACUAUAUGGAAAUUAUAGGAAAAAGGAAAUUGAGUUGCUAAUUUGGCAAAGAUUUGGGAACAAAUAGUUUGAAUAUAGAUUUCUUUCACCUUAUAUAGGAGCACAAGGCACAUGUGAGAGGUAUAGUGUGACACGCACAAUACCCCAAAACAAAAACAUCUCACCGUUGAAAUCUGAGAUUGUAUCUAGAUCUAUCAAAACGCUAGUGAAUUCAGUGAGCCCAUUCAGUUGAAAUUGAAAAAUCAGUUAAGAAAAUUUAGAUGACCUAAUCAAUCAAGACAUUUGGUAAACACAUGUGUUUACUACAAAGCAAUGUCUGUCCUUCAAAUGAAUAGUUCAUGUGGGGAGAACUAGUCAGAAGGGUUAGGUAGUUCCUCUAAGAACAUUGGUAGAUAUGGAUCAGACCAGAUUAUGUGGACCAGAGAUUUUUUAUGAAUUUCCUAAGUCUUGAAAUUUGUUAGCAAUAUUAGAUUUUCCUUUGAUUUGAAACCAAAAAAAUUUACAAUUUACAGUUUUAAUAAACAGCUGAAUUCUAAUAUUCUGGUGAUGGCAAAGCUGUUUUGGUUUAUUGGGUUUCAUAAUUAACUUUGGUACUAACUCAUUGUGCCCUUUCUACAAGUUCCCUGUUUUGGUGCCAUGAUCUCCCUCAUUAGAAAUAGCAUACAUUAUUAUGAGUUUUAAGUACUUGGUAAUUUUCUUUUUACAAAAGGAACUAUAUAAAUGUGAAUCACAAUUAAAUUUACCAUUUCUCUCCCACUGUCAUUUUAGACAUAAAGGUUUCCCAGACUAUAGAUAGCAUGAGAAUUCAAAAUUGAAAUUGAUAUCCCUUGAUGUUCAGUUUAAAAAUGAGCACAAAGAGAAAUCAGUACCAUCUGAACCACAGUAGGUCAUGGGUUUUUCAUCUAUCUACUACAAAUUCAUAGCAUUUAUUUUAGGAUAGUUUGAAAAGUUCUAAAAUCUUCAAAACUUCUGAGUAGUUUCAACUUUUUCUACACUCAGCCCACACAAUGUUUAUACAGUUGAGUGUGAGUGUGUGCAUUUUUAAAUGUCUUUUUUAAAUUAAGGCCUUAAUGUCUUUUCUUAGGUAAAUUCUUCAAAUAGGAAAAUGUCUUUUUAAAUAUCAGUGGUCAAAAACAUGGGUAUAGGACUCCCUUACCUUUUUUUCCCCAGUGAUGUUGCUUUCUGUGUCCUGUCAGUUCUGAAUGGCUUCUUUGAUCCAGAGCAUGGAUCACUGUGUUCUCUGGUCAUAGGAUGGUAUUCUGUCAUGCAAAGCUUCGUCAAAACUUCCCAAAAAGAAACUUAACAAGAGGGUGUCUUAGUGAUGGCUAUCAUAGAUAUCUAACUACAAUUAAGGGAAAUAAAAGAGAAAUUAGAAUAACCUAGUUAAAAUAAUCAGUUACGUGUAAGGAUGACUUUAUUUUUACAUGACAUUUUAAUUCUGUCACAGUCUUACUCUUUCCCUGAAGCUUUCUUUGCUAACUCUGGUAUUUAUAAUUGCAUAAUUUGAUAAUUUGGAGCUCCUGUUGCAUAUCCUAUGGAAUUAUAAGAGGGGAUAAGUUGGGGGACAUGAGAGAACAGACUAAAUUAGAAUUCACCAGCAUGGCAUUUUGAUCUGUCUUAAUGACACAAUUUUCAUAAUGACAGAUCUCUGAUUAUUCCAGAAUGAUUUGGUACAAUGACUAGAAGAAUUCCUUUUCUGGGAAUUUGCUUCCCACAAUGCCCUGAUAUGCAGAUGGCCUUAGUAUAAUUGAAAUUAAUUAUAAUUUUAAUUAGAACCUGCCCUGUUUACAGAUUUCAAUUGUAGCACAAUGACAAUGUGAUGAGGGUGAGAAAGCUGCAAACCUGACCAGUCCUUUUGUGUCCGCUCCUCCUUUUUCUUGAGACGCUUUCAGAUGAUAUAAUUUAUACAACUACAUUAUGUAAAUUAUGUUCUUCUGCCAGGAAACUUAUAUGCUUGAUCCUAAUCUUGGUUUUAGAUUAUACAAGUGAAAGCAUUUUAUAUAUGUGCAUAAAUAGUUAUAGUUUUUAAGCAUUUGUAUACUUUUCUGACCAUCUCAAAAAUUGAAUUGGCAUUUUAUAUUUUCUAAUUAGCUGCAAAAAAGUCAUAAUUCUAUUGCCUUGUUCAAGGCAUCCAUCAGUUAAAAAAAUCAUUUUUUUCGUUGUGCUUUUAUCACAGUUUUUCAGCAACCAGCUUUCCUACUCUCAUUCUCUCCAACAACAGUGGUCUUUCCACAACACAAAUGUGCUUUGUCAUUUCCUUUCUAAAAAUUCUUAAGUAGAUUCUCCUUUCUUGGCAGCACAGCAACAUAACUCUUAGCAGGAUGGGUAACAAUCUCUAUGACCUCACCUCUUCCCACUUUUGUAGCAUCACUCUCUUGACUUUUUGUAAUCCAGGAUUUUGGAACUAGUCAGGAGUUAGUGCCUUGUCAUAAUCACCCAUCUUCAAGAUUUGAUUUAGAUGUGUCUUUCUGUGAAGCACCACCUGACUUCUCUGGGCAGGUAGGUAGUUCAUCCAUGCUCCAUAAUGUCUUGAAUUUUCUUCUUUAAAAAUAACAUUACAUUUUUAUACAUGCACAUACACAUAUACUUCAAGAAGUUUGUGGAAAAUGGAAUUAAAAGAUGUAUGUUUUGGUAUAAAAAUUUUUGAAAUUCAUGCAUUUUUUAUAAUACACAUUUUCCAUGAACUUUUUGAACCCUUCAUGUCUAGCUAGAAAUCAUAGGGCUUUGAUGAAUGAUUUUGAAUGAAGGUAAUAUUAAACCCAAACCUCUGUAUUUUUAUACUUUCACAAGUAAAAACUUAGGAUUUCCUAAAAGUCCACUUGAGGUGAGUGUGUGUUCAGGAGCAUGGAUGCAGCCUGGACAAAGCAAUGGAAGAAAAACAGGGAAAAGCAGUUGUGUGGUGGGUAACCAUCGAUUAGCCGUGCAUCAGAAAGACUUCCCAAAUCCAAUUUCUUAUUUCUAAAAGUGAGACUGAGAGAAUUUUUACAUAACUGCCAAAAUAGGAGGACUUUUUUUUUUUUUUUACAAAAUAUUUUUCUCAGGUUAUUUAAUGUCAGGAAUCUCUUUCCACUCCCUACCCCCAAAUUCACGCAAGUUAGUGUCAUAAAGAAGUAACCACAUCAUUAUAUCUCCAGUCUGUAUGUCAGCCACAAAUAGUAUUGGCUAUCUCUUGUCUUGUGAAGUACCUGUUUCAUCAAUCCUACAGAACCCCUUUUCCACAACCACAUGUGCUGUGCACCAGCCAAGUGACUGAUAGAUGUAGAGUGAGAGUCCAAUUUAAAGUUCAUUGUAGAAAGGCCUGCAUCCCCACUAAUGAUACAUACACCAAAAUUACACCAAAAUAUGUUAGAGGUAUGCAUUGCAAACUCACAGGACAGUAGGAAGUUUAUAAAGUAAUGUUUUCUGGCAGACUUUAAAGGCUCCAAUUGAAGUUACAGCUUGCUGUUUUUACAGUUAUUUUUAAUGAGGAGUAGGGAGUGAUAGUGUUUAACAGCUAGCAUCCUGAUCCAAGCAUAUAGUAAAUAUACUAGUAGCACUUGAGGGCUACAAGGCACUGAUACCUAGAUGAAGCGAAACAAAAUAUAUUUGGAUUAUAAAAUAAUAACUUAUCUUAAAACAUAUUGAUAGUUAGAAAUUGGGUUCCUUUAUGGGAUAGAAAAAAACCUAUCUUUAUUGUCCAGGAUGUUUGGAAUAAGCCUCCCUUGUAGGACUACUCACAUUGUGAGAGGCAUAUUUUGAAGUUAGUUUCGUAUCAGUAUAAAGUAUCAACCAUUUCUGUGUUCUCUAGCAGAAGAAAAUUGGAAGUUUGAUACAACUUCAGUCUUGUUCAGCUUUGUUAAGGAUCCACAAAAGAAGGAAGCUCAGAAAGCCAGACAUCUAACCCCUUAGAUUCAGCACAUUCAGUUUUCCUCCAAUAAAGAGACUCGAAAAUCAUUUUCCUCAUUUAUCACCCUGAUGAAAAUAAGAGUAGGGUUCCUUUUGUCCCUUACAUUGCAAAAGAUAAUUGUAAUUUAGCCUUGCCGUAUUAUUUAUAGUUAAGAAUUUACUACAUUUUGGUAGUCUGUUGAAGCUAAGUACUUGUAUCUGAAAGAUGCAGAUAAUGUCUAUUUAUUUAUUACACAGCAGUGGGCUCUGUUUGCUGCAGAAAAGAGUGAAACUUUUAACUGCUUAGCACACUCACCAGUGAAACAUACCUGACAGAGCAGAGGUUCUAACUUUGGCUCUAAUUAAUUUUAAUAAUGGUAAGACAACGUGAGUUUUGUUUGUUUACAUGCUGUUUACAAUGGCAUAAUUUUUAAGAUAUAUACAACAAUUGAGAUAUUUAUUGCAUACUAUUUUAAAAAUGUUUUAUGUGUUUUCACCUUUGGAAUAUAUUGUUACAUUUCCUUGUACAGAUAAUUUGGGUGGCUUUGUUAAUGUAGCUAGAAAUUUUUAUGACUACUAAGUGACCAGUUUUUGGUGCCUUUUAUUGUGGAGUGCAUGAUUAUGUAUUUAUUGUACAGAAGUCACUGAUGUGUGUAUUUUUGUACUUUGCUGAGAGUAAUGGUUGAUCUUGAUGUCCAUGAUAAUGAGAGAUGUCUUUCCCAAAGGGCACUACCUUGAGAUAGUUCUUCUCAAAUAAAAAGAAUGCAUUUGAAAGA
Molecule: messenger RNA, 21203 nt
Organism: Oryctolagus cuniculus (rabbit)
Lineage: Eukaryota; Metazoa; Chordata; Mammalia; Lagomorpha; Leporidae
Gene: DGKH
Product: diacylglycerol kinase eta
Biological process (GO): phospholipase C-activating G protein-coupled receptor signaling pathway
Cellular component (GO): plasma membrane
Molecular function (GO): protein binding; ATP-dependent diacylglycerol kinase activity
Source: RefSeq, a predicted model, not a curated record